GACCAAACUAAUUCCCUCUUGGCUGGUGUUUGCUUGUCGCAUCCACAUGGAUAUUAGCACUACACUUGGACUACAAGCUACUUGGUUUCAACGGGAUCUAACGCCACUUGAAAAAGAAUUACAAGACUCACUGGAAGGAUUUCUGAAGACUUUCAAAGGACAUAGGCCCACCGCACGUCAAGCCAUAGACCGCGUUCCAGAAAUGCCACCUGAGAUGUUACAACUCUUUCUAAAAGAACCGUUGAGUCUCGCUCGUCUCGUGAACAGGAUCCUGCGCAGCGAAUGCUACAGCACCACCGCUGUCAAGGCACGCCUCGGACUUAGCCCAACUCCUGGACCGCAUUUACUCCGAAUCCAUCCUCUCAUCUGCGGCCAGAUGGCCUUUGAAUUCUCCAGCAGAAUCCAUGACCUCGGGAUCAAGCUCAUGAAUGGGACCUGGGACCUCGUCCCACUCGCACACCUCUACAACGCAGGGCGCCUUUCAGGCCUUAUCACCACCCCAUGGGCGGAUAUGGAAACCCUCAUCUCCAUCCACGGCCGAGCCUUCCUCCUCCUACCCGAUACCAACGACCCCGAGAAAUUCCACCGCCUAGUCAGGAUCGCGCAUGGAGAGAAACUGCUCGCAUAUGCCAGGGACUCACGAACAGAUCGCGUACAGCGCGAUCCAACCCGCAAACGGCUAAUAAAGCCUGCUCCGCUGAUGGAGCUGCUCAUGCAAGCCUCCCACAACCGUGACGAUAAGAAGUGCCUCCCCUUCGCCUCCCUGCACCAAAUCAUCAGCCACGUACUCCCACUCCAACCCGCCAACGCAUCUAGUCAGGCAUCACCAAGCCCAACGGAUAUCCUUACGCUCCUCCACACCCGCAUCGCAGCCGAAGAACCCCAUCUUCAUUUCUCGUACCUCAAUCUCUUCACGCGCCUCGCUUCUGUGCCGAUUGAGGCACUCGGACCUAAUGGGCUUGGUCUGGAUGUCUUAGGAGGAUUCUGGGGCCUCGAGGUGUGUAAAAGUCAGCGGUGGGCACCGCUGGUGAUUUCGGUUCUCAAGGCGAAUUAUUCGGCGGCGUCCGGAGGGGUGGCGGCGCCUUUCGAGCAGUAUCGUCUAGCGCUGAGGAGAUUGGUGAGGAUGCUGAUGGAGGCGGUUGUGGAGGGAGGCUUUUGACAUAUGGAAGACCUGCUCGCCGGGGUCCUGACAGCGGUGUCGAGCGAGCAAAGGUGGAUUUCGAGCGGUGAGAUAUCCAUGUCCGGAUAUGAUAUAAAUGUCAAAGCCGUUGGAAUUGAGAUACCUUUUGAUACACAAAAGACGUGCCAGCUGGAGCCCUCCUUACGGUGGUAUCAAGCGAGCAAAAGUGGAGCCCGAGCAGUGAGAUAUUUGUGUCGUCUUUAUGAACCAGUAUUGUAGAGAUAUGAAGGACUCAGAAAAUCGAGACCCUGACCGUUCCGUGAUAUGGAUCGUCGCUUUGGUGGACGCCGCGGUCUUUAGAUCUUACAUUUUGCACGACAACGUGACUGGAG
This is a messenger RNA of Mytilinidion resinicola, 1512 nucleotides long. RefSeq lists its product as uncharacterized. The transcript has a single exon. The record is from RefSeq and is a predicted model, not a curated record. Lineage: Eukaryota; Fungi; Ascomycota; Dothideomycetes; Mytilinidiales; Mytilinidiaceae. Bases 203 to 1159 code for a protein of 318 amino acids.